GACCGGCUCCGCAGCGGCGGCCGCAGCUGCAGCCGACGCCGCCGGUUGCAGCGCCGGCGCUGAUGCCUCCUGCGGUGGCCCGGCAGGGAAGAUGGCGCCGUCCCACGUCCUCAAGUGUUGCCAGAGGGUGUUGGCCUGGGUGCCCGUGGCCUUCAUCGCCCUGGUCGUGGCCUGGUCCUACUACGCCUACGUGGUGGAGCUGUGUGUGUUUACUAUUUCUUCAACUGCAGAAAAAGUUGUCUACCUUGUGGUUUUUCAUCUGUCAUUUUUCAUGUUUGUGUGGUCCUAUUGGAAGACAAUUUUCACAUCUCCUGCAUCCCCAUCUAAUGAGUUCUGCUUGUCAAAAGCUGAUAAAGAACAAUAUGAAAAGGAAGAGAGACCAGAAUCCCAGCAGGAGAUUUUGAGAAGAGCUGCUAAAGACUUGCCUAUCUAUACGACAACAGCAUCGAGAGCAAUCAGAUACUGCGAUCGAUGCCAGCUAAUCAAACCUGACCGCUGCCACCAUUGUUCUGCAUGUGACAUAUGUGUACUAAAAAUGGACCACCACUGUCCCUGGGUGAAUAAUUGUGUGGGAUUUUCUAACUACAAAUUCUUCCUCCUGUUUUUAAUGUAUUCCUUACUGUACUGUCUAUUUGUUGCUGCUACAGUCUUGCAGUACUUCAUAAAGUUUUGGACAAAUGAAUUGCCAGAUACACAUGCAAAAUUCCAUGUCCUGUUCCUUUUCUUUGUGGCAGCCAUGUUCUUCAUCAGCAUACUGUCCCUCUUCAGCUACCACUGCUGGCUAGUUGGCAAAAACAGAUCAACCAUAGAAACAUUUCGUGCACCUACAUUUCGAAAUGGCCCUGAUAAAAAUGGCUUUUCUCUUGGAUGCAGCAAAAAUCUCAGGGAGGUUUUCGGAGAUGAGAAGAAAUACUGGUUAAUCCCUAUCUUUACCAGUUUGGGUGAUGGGUGUAAUUUUCCAACUCGUUUGGUGAUUAUGGAUCCAGAGCAAGUUACUGUCCCAAGCCAAAAUGAAUCUGCCAAAAGCUCUGGAACCAAUCAGUCCUUUCCUACUCGACCACUCAGUGAAUCACAAAAUCGAUUGCUAGCUGGUGAUUGUCAGUGGGUGGAAAGUGGCCCCGAAGAGGAAAGUGUUAAAACAGGUGCAAAAAAGCAUAUUAUAGUUUCAUUGGAAAGCUGAUCUCAGCUUAUUACUAACCAACCAUCUCAGUGAAAAACAGGUUUCUGCAACACAUUUUGAGCUUGAAUAUUACUUAAUUUUGUUUGGAAGAAGUUGAUCAGUGAAAAUGGACCGUGUACAUUUUAGGAAGAGACAAGAAAUUCAAGUUUCUGCACAGUACAAUGGAUUCAUGUAAGCACUAUUGCAGAGCAGGGAAGUUAAGACAUGCCUUAAGAUUCUUAAUGUGCAUUUAUGCAACACUGAAUUAUAUAUUGCUACCAAAGGGCCAAAUCCUGAAGUGCCCUGCUUGGAUGCACAAGGUCCAGAGUGGGAACUAUGCAUUUCUGUUAUGCUGCAGUGGUGAGGGUAGAUUGCAGAGACUACUACCUCCCCAUGGGCAAACUUCAUACCUUAGGGACUGCAGAAGUCACUUCCAUAGCCAGUAUCCAGUGUACAGAAAGAAAGAAAAAAGGGAAAGAGGAAAAAAAAUUAAAA
This is a messenger RNA of Dryobates pubescens (Downy woodpecker), 1654 nucleotides long. It is a transcript of the gene ZDHHC20, whose product is annotated as zinc finger DHHC-type palmitoyltransferase 20. Bases 92 to 1180 code for a protein of 362 amino acids. Gene Ontology annotation, molecular function: protein-cysteine S-palmitoyltransferase activity. Gene Ontology annotation, cellular component: endoplasmic reticulum; Golgi apparatus. Gene Ontology annotation, biological process: peptidyl-L-cysteine S-palmitoylation; protein targeting to membrane; synaptic vesicle maturation. NCBI's taxonomy places the organism in Eukaryota, Metazoa, Chordata, Aves, Piciformes, Picidae. The record is from RefSeq and is a predicted model, not a curated record. The transcript is spliced from 13 exons.